UCCGCACGACUCUAUUUUCCAUGGCACCGUUUCACUUCCUGUCAAAACAGAGCACCGUCAGCCACCGAAGCUAAAUAACAUUCGCCGCGUUCGACCAAGCAGCGUGAAUGAGGUCAACAAACUGAUCACUAACAAUGAUUCCUUACACGGUCAACAUCAAACUCGCAGCCCGGACGUUGACUGGCACCCUCAAUUUGCAGAAUAAAGCCGCAGUAGAUUGGGGCUGGCAGGGGCUGAUAGCUCAGGGAUGUCACUCAAGCAUUCUCAUCAUUGAUCCAAAGACAGCACAGACCAUCCAAGUGUUGGAAAAGCACAGAGCCAAUGUGGUCAAGGUGAAGUGGUCGAGAGAAAAUUACUACCAUAACUUGAGCUCGCCCUACUGUUUGCGACUGGCCUCAGGAGAUGCCUCAGGGAAAAUCAUAGUGUGGGAUGUCGUUAGUGGCACUGCCCAUUGUGAGAUACAAGAGCACUCCAAACCCAUCCAGGAUUUGGAGUGGCUGUGGAAUCAGGAUGUGUCUCGUGAUCUGUUGUUAGCCAUACAUCCACCCAAUUACAUUGUUCUGUGGAAUGGAGACACAGGAACCAAGCUGUGGAAGAAGAGUUAUGCUGAGAAUAUCCUGUCCUUUUCUUUUGACCCAUUUGACCCCUUCAACAUGGCAUUGCUGACGAGUGAAGGAAUAGUCUUUAUUACAGACUUUUCUCACGCAAAACCACCAGGAAGUGCGGGGAAAAAAGUUUAUAUUGCCAGCCCCCAUGCAAGCCCCGCCCACACCAAACCUGCACCCACUGCUGCACCAGUUCCUACCGGUGCCAAGAAGGCUCUCAACAAGGUCAAAGUGCUAAUCACAAAUGAAAAGCCCACUACAGAGGCAGUGACGUUAAACGACUGUCUACAGCUGUCUUACCUGCCUUCCAAGAGGAACCACAUGUUGCUCCUUUAUCCCAGAGAGAUCCUCAUCCUGGACCUAGAGCUCAGCCAAACAGUGGGAGUUGUGGCCAUUGAACGUUCUGGAGUGCCCUUCAUCCAGGUGAUCUCCUGUGCCCAGAGAGAUGCUCUAUACUGCCUCCAUGAGAACGGAUGCAUCACCCUGCGAGUGUGCCGCUCCACUACAUCUCCAGAAGAUUCAUCAGGAGUAGCGGACCCAGAACAAAGUACCCAGGAGCUUGUAUAUGACCUCCGCUCUCAGUGCGAUGCUAUCCGUGUUACCAAGACUGUUCGACCAUAUCGAAUGGUUAUCUGCCCUGUCAACGAAAACAAUGUGGCUCUCAUGGUCAGUGACGGUAGAGUCAUGCUAUGGGAGCUCAAAGCCUACACAGGCAGAGCUGCUGUCAACCAAAGUUCAGGGCUGUCACCGCUAUACUCCCCAGUGUUCUUUUGUGGAGCACGUCUGGGCCCAUACCAGAAACAUAUUCAGAAUCUCUCUCUCAACAGCAUGAUAGGUCAGACCUUGAUAGCUGGUGAGGCCCCUCUGCCAUCAUCCAACCAGAAAGAAGUCCAGCUUAAAUUCUUGUUAACUGGCCUUGUCUCUGGUUUGCCGCUGCCACCAUUUGCCAUCCGCAUGUGUCCACCUCUUACCACCAAAAACAUCAACCACUACCAACCGAUGCUGGCUGUUGGCACCAGUAAUGGGUCUGUACUGGUCUACAACCUUACCAGUGGUCUUCUGCACAAGGAGCUCAGUGUCCACUCUUGUGAAGUCAGGGGUAUCGAGUGGGUGAGUCUCACCAGUUUCCUAUCUUUCGCCACAUCUUCUCCCAACAACAUGGGCCUGGUUCGAAACGAGCUGCAGCAUGUUGAUCUGCCAACGGGCCGGUGCUUUGCAUUCAGAGGAGAACGAGGUAAUGAUGAGCCACCCAUUGAGAUGAUUAAAGUGUCUCAUCUCAAGCAGUACCUGGUCGUGGUGUUCAGGGAGAAGCCCCUUGAGCUGUGGGACAUCAGGACAGGGACGCUCCUACGAGAGAUGGCUAAGAACUUCCCUACUGUUACAGCUCUGGAAUGGUCCCCUUCACACAACCUAAAAAGCCUAAAGAAGAAGCAGAUGGCAGCGAGAGAAGCAAUGGCUCGGCAGACUGUGUCAGAUGCGGAGCAAAAUAUUGUUGAGUCCUCAGUUAUCAGUCUGCUGCAGGAUGCAGAGAGCAAGUCUGAGAGCAGUCAGGCCAUAUCAGCCAGGGAGCAUUUUGUGUUCACUGACACUGACGGACAGGUCUACCACAUCACCGUAGAAGGCAACACUGUAAAAGAUGGUGCCCGAAUUCCCCCUGAUGGAAGUAUGGGUAGUAUUGCCUGCAUUGCCUGGAAAGGUGACACAUUGGUGCUUGGCGAUGUGGAUGGAAAUCUCAACUUCUGGGACCUUAAAGCACGUUUGUCCAGGGGAAUACCGACUCACCGCGCCUGGGUGAAGAAAAUUCGCUUUGCACCAGGAAAAGGCAACCAGAAACUGUUGGUUAUGUACACUGAUGGAGCUGAGGUCUGGGACACCAAAGAGGUUCAAAUGGUCAGCAGCAUGCGGAUUGGUCGCAAUAUUAACUACCGGGUCCUCGACAUUGACUGGUGCACUUCAGACAAAGUUGUGUUGGCUUCAGACGACGGCUGUGUUCGUGUGCUGGAGAUGGCCAUGAAGUCUGCUAGCUAUCGUAUGGACGAACAAGAUCUAACUGACUCAGUGUGGUGCCCUUAUUUGCUGCUACCACGAGCUGCCCUUACUCUCAAGGCUUUCCUCCUGCUGCAGCCCUGGUCAGGAACCUUCACAAUGGACAUCACACAAGUAGACUACAAUGAAAAAGAUGAGAUCAAGGGCCUAAUUCAGGAGCAACUAAAUUCAUUGUCAAAUGAUAUGAAGAGUGUGCUGCAGGACCCAGAGCUCAGCUUGCUGCAGCGCUGCCUGCUGGUCUCACGGCUGUUCGGGGACGAGUCUGACCUUCACUUUUGGACUGUGGCUUCACACUACCUCCAGUCAUUUGCCCAGGCUCGUCAGCUCAGUGUAGCUACAGCGGAGGGCCAGGUUCAAAGUGAUUUAGCCCUGCAGUCUCCUCAGAAUCAUCUAGACAUCUGCAAUGACGUGCUGUGUGAGAGCUCCUAUUUCCAGAAAUUCCAGUUGGAUCGUGUGCACCUGCAGGAGGUGAAGCGCUCCAGUUAUGAGCAUACCAAGAAAUGUGCUGACCAGCUUCUUCUGCUUGGCCAGACGGACCGCGCUGUUCAAUUAUUGUUGGAGACGAGUGCAGACAACCCCAGCUACUACUGUGAUUCACUCAAGGCGUGCUUGGUGACCACAAUCACCUCAUCUGGUCCUUCCCAGUCCACCAUCAAACUUGUGGCCACUAACAUGAUCGCCAAUGGCAAGCUAGCUGAGGGGGUGCAGCUGCUGUGUUUGAUUGACAAGGCUGCGGAUGCUUGCCGCUACCUGCAGACCUACGGGGAAUGGAAUCGUGCCGCCUGGCUGGCUAAGGUGCGUCUCAGCCCAGCAGAAAGUUCAGAUGUGCUGAAGCGAUGGGCAGAGCAUCUGUGCUCCCCUCAGGUCAAUCAGAAGUCUAAAGCCAUUCUGGUGCUGCUAUCCUUGGGCUGCUUUUACAAAGUAGGAGAGAUGCUGCACAGCAUGAGGCACUUCGACAGCGCCGCCCUCUUUAUCGAAGCCUGUCUGAAAUACGGGGUCAUGGAGGUCAACGACUCGUCUAAUAAACUCAUCGAGGCUGCGUUUUUGGAGUACGCACGGCUGCUGCGCUCACUUGGCCUGCGAGAAGGAGCGGCUCUCUGGGCAUCGCGGGCGGGCACAGCGGGGGAGCAGCUGAUGGAAGAGUUGUUCAAGGGGGACGGAGGAGGGCCAGAAGUCACACUUAAUGUUGAUGAAGCCAAACUGGCGACUGACGCAUGAGGAUGGAAGGAUUUCAUUCGGAAAAAAAAAACAUUUUUCGUGGAACUGUGAUCAUUUGCAUCAUUAGAAGACAAAAGAGUUUCCAUUUUGUCAUUUAUUGCUUGUUUCGGUCUACCCACAUCUGUGGCUGUGGCAGGAUAAACAUUUCGUAAUGUUUGUUUUUUGUAAUGGUGCAAACGUUGUUUGUGGGCAGCUGUGUUUGCAUGCUGCUGCCUUUAAAGAUUAUAUGUUAUUUUCCCCAAAAGGUAAAUUAAUGCACAUUAUUGUUCACAGUGACGUCUGACUAUAGAAUUUAGCUCAUUUAUUAUAGUGGUUAUUGCGUGUGUUAAUUACUGUAGCAAAAAUUGCUGUUCUGCUGCUGUGAUGAAACAUCUGAGUUAGUUGCACCCUCCAAUAUUUUCAUUUUGAGUAUGCACUCUCUUAAAGAAAGAUUACUCUCACUGUUAUCUCAUUCCACCGAAAUAUUGCACUUUCUAAUUGAACUUAAAUGAGAAUAAUAACUUGCAAUAGCUGAGAGUGUCAGUGUUGCUCUGCAAAACAAGACUUGAAUUUAAGCGACCAAACGUGCAUAUUUGAAACUUACAUGUACAGUCAAGCCUAAAAUUAUUCAUAGUCAGGUCAAAUUUUUGUUAGUUUUCAUUGCUGAAUUUGUUGAAUAACUAUCUUUUAGUUGAAAAUGCAUGCGACAAAAUGAAUACAUUUUCAGUAUUUUCUUACAUUCUGCCAGAAAGUUCCAUAUACAAAACUAGUUACAGGUAUUAUUCAUUAAUACAGGCAUAUCCAAUGUGUUGCAGGUAAGUUCAUAAAAAUGGUGUUUAAACAUUUUUCCACUUGCAUACAGGAACAUUUUAAAAUGCAGAUUUAUGUUAACAUGAAACCAAACAAAUUGUAUGUUAGAUAUACGUUUACAUUCAAUAUGUCAACAUAUUUCGGACAAGUCAUACUACUUUUUUGUAAUGUUCUACUGCAGGCUGGGUUUACUUUUACUUUUAGAUUAUCUUGCUGACAACAAAUUGCCCCUGAAACGGACUUUUUAUUUAAUUUUUUUUACCAUACAAGUUAUUUCUUCAAUGUGUCCUGGGCCUAUACAGAACAAGGCGUAUUCUGCAACUGGUCCACGGGCUGCACUGUGGACACCCCUGGUUUACGCCUUCAGGUUCUGUCCUCUUAGCUUUAUCGCUGGUCUGGGCUGCGCUGCACACUUCAAGUGUGCUGCACGCUUCCACACCUCGGCUUUCGCUGUGUUAGUAAUACACACUACACAACUUGUCGGGGUGCCCUGCAAAUCUGAAUCUCGCUCCCACUGCAAAUAGAGGAGCUGCUUGCAUUUGAUUCCUGACUUUCACUUUUAAAGCGUACUGCACUGUGGGAAAAUUCCGUACAACCCUUGUUUGCGUGCUGAAAAUUCUGAAUAUGAUCGUUCAGAUGUAAUCAAGAUCUGACUUAAAUAGGUCGAUGAGCAUGAACUAAAAAGAAUACAUUUACCGUACACCCGUUGUCUUAAGAAGAGGUCUGAAUACUGGUCCCUCAUGGCACGUCUUCUUAUUCUCUGGCUGGCCAAAGGCCUCAUUAAAAAAGUUGUUGUGCACAAAAAAGUUAGGCCUUUAGGCUUGAAAUGUUUGUUAGUAACUUUCUCUGCAAACGUUGGAAUUCAUAAAAAACUUGACCGCGGAAAAAGGUUUGUUUUCGUACGCAAUCUUCCGCAAAACUUUUCAGACACAUAAUCAGCGACGCCCAAACUAAAGGUCAUACUCUCAUAAAAAACACAUCACAUUUCACUAUGUUCAAGACUUCCUCAAAUUGUGGAUAUUUUGUGUAUUUGUUAAUGCCUACUAAUCCAAAUAUAGGGCUGUAUUCAUGUAGCUAUUUACAUGUAUCUGUACUGUGUUGGGUCAUUGAAGUGUUGUUUAUUUUACUAAUUUUGAAUUAAGUUGUGUAGCACUUUGUGAAUAGGUUCUGAGGUCUUUUACUUUGUGUGUCUCUACACUGUCAAUCAUUACUUUUUUGGGCUAAAGACCAAAAAAUACGGAUUGCAGCACUAUUUUGUUGGAUAAAUCAUGUUGAAAGAUUAUAAAAUGAUUACAUUCAUUAUUCCUUAAUUCAUUAAAACUUUAGGAGUUUAUGACAUGGUUGGAUCACACAAAGCAUAUUAUUACUCAUAUAGAUUCAUCGGAUAAAUAAUUGUACAAAAAUAUAUAUGUAUUGUGCUAAUGAUAUAUUGCAAUCAUCUUCUAUGUAUAUCAGUUUCCCAAAAGAGGUUUAAAUAUUGCUUAUGUUGACUAUUUGUGUCAUGCAACGCAAUGUCUGCUUUACUUGACAAAAUAAAGACAAAAACAAAAAAUA
Nerophis ophidion (straightnose pipefish) is the source of this 6212-nucleotide messenger RNA. It is a transcript of the gene wdr11, whose product is annotated as WD repeat domain 11. The transcript has 29 exons. The record is from RefSeq and is a predicted model, not a curated record. Bases 135 to 3869 code for a protein of 1244 amino acids. Gene Ontology annotation, cellular component: cytoplasm. Gene Ontology annotation, molecular function: protein binding. NCBI's taxonomy places the organism in Eukaryota, Metazoa, Chordata, Actinopteri, Syngnathiformes, Syngnathidae.